AUGGCCUGGGUCCGCGAUGUGUGCACCGGCGGGAAACUCUCGGCGCCUUCGCGCGCAACCCCCGCCACGUUCCGGAGACUUGCGAAAGACACGCGCGGCCAGCGCCAUGGCGUCGAGGCCACGGAUGGCUUUUGGCUUUUGCGGGUCACGGCGUCGACUAAUACCACUUACCAACCCGGGAGGUGGCGAGAGACAAAGGGGAUUCUGCGACGGCGCCUACAACGAUCGAACGCCUCGGGAAUCGGCUACGCCGCCAAGGGGAGGCUGCUCAAUGCGGCCCGAAGCGGGUUCGAGCCUGUCCCGCCCCGAGACGUGCAAAUUUAG
Messenger RNA from Gaeumannomyces tritici R3-111a-1, 324 nucleotides. RefSeq lists its product as hypothetical. The transcript has 3 exons. NCBI's taxonomy places the organism in Eukaryota, Fungi, Ascomycota, Sordariomycetes, Magnaporthales, Magnaporthaceae. Bases 1 to 324 code for a protein of 107 amino acids. The record is from RefSeq and is a predicted model, not a curated record.